This is a messenger RNA of Oryzias melastigma (Indian medaka), 3000 nucleotides long. Its product is annotated as complement C2. The transcript has 19 exons. Gene Ontology annotation, biological process: complement activation; proteolysis. The coding region runs from base 14 to 2425 and encodes 803 amino acids. The record is from RefSeq and is a predicted model, not a curated record. Gene Ontology annotation, molecular function: serine-type endopeptidase activity. Gene Ontology annotation, cellular component: extracellular region. Lineage: Eukaryota; Metazoa; Chordata; Actinopteri; Beloniformes; Adrianichthyidae.
AGCUGCUGUGUUAAUGGGUAAUCACAUAUCAAACAAACAGCUGCAGCUCCAGGUCACAUCAGGGACGCUUCGUGUGGUUUCUGCUCACAAACAGGAGAGAAUGAUGGGAUGUUUCAGAUGGAUUCUGUGGAUGGGACUCGUCUUGAUCUGUAGAGUGUCUUUGCAGGAAUCUGACUACUACUAUGAAGACUUUGAAGAACCAACAAACUGCUCAGUAGUGGAGAAAAUCAAAGGUGGACAUGUCACGUACUCACAGGGAGGCCUGCCGGGCAGUCUGCUGACCUAUCACUGCGGCCCGGGUCAGUACCCGUCACCUGUUAGCUCCAGGCUCUGUGGCGAUGAUGGAGAGUGGUCACCCAUGAGAUUAGCCUCUGGCAGGCUCGCAUCAAGUGCUUCAUGCAAAAACAUACUGUGUCCAGGUCAGCUCCAGCUGGACAAUGGGGACUUCUGGCCCAGAAACCAGUGGUUCCGUGUUGGAAUGACACAGAGCUUUUCUUGUCAAGAUGGGUUUAGCCUGUACGGGUCACCUGAGAGGAACUGCACUGUCUCUGGAGACUGGACGGGAAGCCCUCCCAUCUGUGACAAUCAUGGGGACGUCUGCGAUGACCCAGGGAUUCCCCCGGGGGCUGAAAGGUCAGGGGGUCAGUUUGACAGGGGAGAUAAGAUCACCUACCAGUGCCAGGCGGGUCUGACUCUACUCGGGUCGGCUGAAAGGGUUUGCAUGGAGCAGAGAGAAUGGAGCGGCUCCGCGCCACGCUGUCAAGGCCCAAACACUUUUGACUCUCCCAGCGAUGUGGCUGCAGCCAUGGCAGGCUCAUUGGCAGGGAUGAUGGAUGUUGUCUCUCCAGACUUCAAAAAGCAAGAGGAGGACAUUUCAUUUGGUCGAACCAUCCGUGUGGGGGAAGUCAGCCGAAUCCACAUUUAUGUCCUCCUGGACACAUCUGGAAGCAUCAAAAAGAAGGACUUUAAUUUAUCCAGAGAAGCCACUAUUGCUCUCAUCAGUAAGCUGGACAGUUACGACAUUCAGCUGAAUUUCCACGUAGUGUCGUUCGCCAGUGAGGCUAAGGUCAUCGUAGAUAUCAAAGACACGGACAUCAGCAGCAGCGCCGAUGAGGUCAUAUCAUACCUGAAGGAUUUCAACUAUAAUAGCCACGGACAGAAGACGGGCACCAACCUUUACUCAGCUCUGCAAGUCGUCAGAGAACGGAUCAGCUUCUUCAAGGAACAGAAGGGAUCUGCCUUUAACGAGACGCAGAAUAUCAUCAUCCUGGAGACUGAUGGAUACUCCAACACCGGGACCAAGCCUCAGAUCGCUCUGGCCCAGAUCAGAGAGCUGCUGGGAUACGGUAACUCACUGCAGGAUCACACCAGCGAGAGGAUGCUGGAUGUGUACGUGUUCGGCGUUGGAGCCAAAGUGAACAAGGAGGAGCUGAACUCUCUGGCCUCAAAGAAAAGCGGGGAGCAGCAUGUGUUUGUGUUGAAGGACUACCAAGUCCUGGGAGAGGUGUUCAACAGUAUCAUUAGUGACAAAAGUGUGACCAUGUGUGGAAUCGCUCAGGAAGACAUCUCCGAAAAAGCUAAGAAGGACACCACCGUGGCCUACACCAGACCGUGGCAUGUGAUUCUGACUUCACCUGAGUGGGGAAUCACCAAGUACUGUUCUGGAUCUAUAGUGAGCCAGCAGUGGGUGCUGACGGCUGCUCACUGCUUUAACAGAUUUUUUGGUGGAUAUAUCCCGAAAGAGGUCACCAUAGAACACGGUGCAGGGCGAGUAAACGUCGAAAAUGUGACAAUCCACUCCAACUAUAAUACCAAUGCCCUUAAACACAGGAAUGUGUCAGAGUUCUUUGACUAUGAUGUGGCUCUGGUCAAGACCAAGGAGCCGAUCCCUCUGUCCUGGAAAGCAAGACCCAUCUGCUUGCCGUGUACUGUAGCCGCCUCUCGGGCCUUGAAGAGAAUCAAUUCCACCUGUGAGGAGCACAGGCAAGAACUGCUCGCCCACAAGGAAACGACUGCCUUCUUCAUCCAUAAGAAGUCUGAACGCAAACAAACACAUAUUCACAUAGACAGUCAGAGGCCUGGGUGUGUGGAGAAGGCCAGGCAAACGCUGAGAGAGCCCACAAACGUGACCCUGGAUGAGUAUGUUCCUGACAGAUUCCUCUGCUCUGGGGGCACGGAAGGAUACCAGGAUGCAGUCACCUGCAAAGGGGACUCUGGUGGAUCCCUGUUUCUGCAGAAGAGAAAGCGUUACUUCCAGGUGGGACUAGUGAGCUGGGGCAUCACAAACAUAUGUGACCCUAACAACCAGCUCUCCAAAGCCCCUCCAGACGCCCGAGACUUUCACAUCGAUCUCUUUAAGAUAACGCCGUGGUUGAAACAACAUACGGGCAGGGAGAUCCAGUUCCUGCCCGAGAUCAAGCCUUGAUCAAACCGGCUUCAGGACGGAACGGACGCCUGAGCUUCUGCAGCAUCCAACAGAAAAUCCAUUCCAGCAGAUCUGGACAUCACCUCUUCCUAUGGGAUCAAAUCUGUUUUAAACAUUUUAAUUAAUUAUUGCUUUUACGCUAUAAAUUGAUUUUUUAAAAGAAUCAAUAACAAAACAGUGUUUAUAAAGAUUUUACCAGGCAGAAUGAUCCCAUGUCAGAAUAAAUCCUGACCAAACCCCCAAAAUUGGUUAAUUUGACCUCAUCCACCCACUGAUGUGAUUCUUUUGGGCCAAUGCAAAUAUUUUCCUUUUAGUUUUUCCCGACAGAUGUUGAAACUGUGCCAAAGUAAAUGUGUAUCUCUGGAAAAAUGGCAGCAAACCACACAAAAAACAGCUUUGAUGUUUAAUUUGUUCAUGGAUUUUAGGGCUGACAUGAGAACAAGACACAAACUGUUCCUGACUUUAUUCAUAUAUGUGUGGGUAGCAUGCGUACAAGCCAACUGCAUCUGUACUUUCAGGCUCAUCUCUGUCUAAUAAAGCCUUGUACAGUCAUAGCUAUAGUCAUUCAGUUAACA